Molecule: messenger RNA, 4551 nt
Organism: Staurois parvus
Lineage: Eukaryota; Metazoa; Chordata; Amphibia; Anura; Ranidae
Source: the annotation of a GenBank genome assembly
UUAGAAUCGCUGAUUAAAAUUCUUGCAAGGGGCUUCUGUUUAGAAAAGUUUACUUUUUUGCGUGAUCCUUGGAAUUGGCUGGAUUUCAGUGUCAUCUUGCUAGCGUAUGUAACAGAAUUUGUAAACCUAGGCAAUGUUUCACCUCUGCGAACUUUCAGAGUAUUAAGAGCCCUGAAAACUAUUUCUGUAAUUCCAGGCCUGAAGACCAUUGUGGGUGCCCUGAUUCAGUCGGUUAAGAAGCUUUCGGAUGUGAUGAUUCUCACGGUGUUUUGUCUGAGUGUGUUUGCGCUGAUUGGACUGCAGCUAUUCAUGGGACACCUACGAAAUAAAUGCAUGCACCUGCCAUCAGAUUUACCUCUUAAUAUAAGCCUUGAAGAAUAUGCAAAAGAUGAAAGUUUGUUUUAUAAAAUUGAAGGUCAGAAGGAUCCUGUACUUUGUGGCAAUAGCACAGAUACCGGUCAGUGCCCGGAAGGGUACAGAUGUGUGAAAGUGGGAAGAAACCCAGAUUAUGGAUAUACAAGCUUUGACACUUUUGGCUGGGCAUUUUUAUCGCUGUUUAGACUGAUGACGCAGGACUCCUGGGAGAACCUGUAUAUGAAGACCCUUCGAGCUUCUGGUAAGACCUACAUGAUCUUUUUUGUGCUGGUGAUCUUUUUGGGGUCUUUUUAUCUGGUCAAUCUGAUCCUAGCUGUGGUAGCCAUGGCUUAUGAGGAACAAAAUCAGGCAACAUUGGAAGAAGCAGAACAGAAAGCUGCAGAGUUUCAGAAGAUGAUGGAACAGCUGAAAAAGCAACAAGAAGAAGCUCAGGCUGUAGCGGCGGCAGCUGAGACAAUGGGAGAGUCCCAGGUCCUAAGUGAAGAAUGUGAACUGGACGAUUCUUCAGAGACCUCUUCUACAAUAUCAAAGCUAAGUUCUAAGAGUGCCAAAGAUAGGAAGAACUGGAAGACCCAAAGAGAAAAUGUAGAGCAGUGUGCUGAGGAUAAGGAGAAAAGAGAUGAAGAGAAAUAUUAUAUAUCUGCAUCUGAAGACAGUGCAAAGAGGAAAGACUAUCACUGUAACAGGGAAGGCCAUCAGUUAGAGUAUUAUAGGAAGGCAUCGUCCCCGAGAGAGUCACAGUUAAGUGUUCGUGGCCCCCUGUUUACCCCUAGACGUAAUAGCAGAGUUAGCAUUUUCAGUUUCAGAGAUCCCGCUAGGGAUGUGGGGUCAGAGAAUGAUUUUGCUGAUGAUGAACACAGCACAUUUGAAGAUAAUGAAAAGGAUUCUGUAUCUCUGCCGGGUAGACACGGAGACCGGCGUAACAGCAACACGAGCUUGACGAGUCGAUCGCCUAGGAUUCUGCCUUUACUUUCUAUGAAUGGUAAAAUGCACAGUACAGUGGACUGCAAUGGAGUGGUCUCCUUGGUUAGCGGGUCUGGUGCCCCUGCGGGACUCUAUCCUGAGGGCACCACCACAGAGACGGAUGUAAACAGAAGAAGACCAAGUUCAUACAAAAUCUCCAUGGACUUGCUGGAGGACCCAUCUGCUAGACAAAGGGCUCUCAGUAUUGCUACAAUUUUGACAAAUACAAUGGAAGAACUGGAAGAAUCGAGACAACAGAAGUGUCCUCCUUGCUGGUACAAAUUCGCAAAGUGCCUUUUAAUUUGGGACUGUUGUGGCCCGUGGCUGAAAAUUAAAGACAUAGUAAAGUUGAUUGUGAUGGAUCCUUUUGUGGACCUCGCUAUUACCAUCUGCAUUGUGCUGAACACCAUAUUUAUGGCAAUGGAGCAUGCCCACAUGACCAAGGAAUUCAUAAAUGUGCUUUCGGUUGGAAAUCUGGUUUUUACAGGAAUUUUUACAGCUGAAAUGGUUUUUAAGCUCAUUGCACUGCAUCCAUACUAUUACUUCCAGGAAGGCUGGAAUAUCUUUGAUGGGUUUAUUGUGAGUCUUAGUUUAAUGGAACUUGGGCUUUCAACAACAGGAGGAUUCACUGUUCUACGAUCCUUUAGGCUGCUCAGAGUCUUCAAGUUGGCAAAAUCAUGGCCUACACUCAACAAGCUGAUCAAGAUCAUUGGUAACUCUGUGGGAGCUCUGGGAAACCUAACCCUGGUGUUGGCCAUCAUUGUGUUUAUUUUUGCCGUGGUUGGCAUGCAGCUAUUUGGCAAAAACUACAAGGAGUGUGUCUGUAAGAUCUCAUUGGACUGUGAGCUUCCACGCUGGCACAUGAAUGACUUCUUCCAUUCCUUCCUGAUUGUGUUCCGAGUACUGUGCGGAGAAUGGAUCGACACUAUGUGGGACUGUAUGGAGGUGGCUGGACAGUCUUUGUGCAUAUUGGUGUUCAUGUUAGUAAUGGUGAUCGGAAAAUCUUGUGUGCUGAAUUUGUUCUUGGCCUUACUCCUAAGCUCUUUCAGCUCUGACAAUCUUUCAGCCACGGAUGAUGAUGGUGAAAUGAAUAAUCUCCAGGUUGCAGUGGGCAGGAUCCAGAGGGGUAUGUCCUACAUUAGGAGAUGCCUAGGAGAUUUUUUUCAGAAAUUGUUUUUGAGAGCUAAAAAAGAUGCGGAUGACACAAAACAGCUGGAAGAGUUGAGAAUUAAACGCGAUAAUGGUGUUUACAGCAAUAUUGUUGUGCAGAAUAUCAAAGGACAAGAUUACUAUCGAGAAGCAAGCGGGACAACCAGUGGGAUAGGCAGCAGUGUGGAGAAGUAUGGAGGUGAUGAGAAGGACUGUAUGGCUGUUAGUAACCAACAGUGCCUCACUGUAGCAGUGCCUAUUGCAGCCGGAGAGUCGGACUUUGAUAACCCAAACACAGAAGAUUUCAGUAGUGAAUCUGACCCUGAAGAGAGUAAAGAGAAGGUAAAGCUUUUCAGCUCCUCAGAGGGUAGCACGAUAGACAUCAGACCACCAGGAAUGGAAGGAGAAGAUGAUUACUUGGGUUACGACUAUGAGGAGACACUUGAUCCAGAGCUAUGCUUCACAGAUGGCUGCGUGGAGAAAUGUGCAUGCUGCCGGAUCAACAUUGAAGAGGGGAGAGGAAAAAACUGGUGGAACCUCAGGAAAACCUGCUACCUUAUUGUGGAACACAGCUGGUUUGAAUCAUUUAUAAUCCUCAUGAUUCUUCUUAGCAGCGGGGCCUUGGCUUUUGAGGAUAUUAAUAUUGAGAAGCAUAAAACUAUGAAGACUGUGUUGGAGUAUGCUGACAAAGUUUUUACCUACGUCUUUAUAGCAGAAAUGCUUUUGAAAUGGGUCGCCUAUGGAUUUGUCACAUAUUUCACGAAUGCCUGGUGCUGGUUGGAUUUCCUGAUUGUGGAUAUAUCUUUGGUGAGCCUUAUAGCCAAUGCCUUGGGGUACUCAGAAUUAGGAGCUAUAAAGUCACUUAGAACACUGCGGGCACUGAGACCCCUGAGGGCCCUGUCACGGUUUGAAGGCAUGAGGGUGGUUGUGAAUGCUUUAAUUGGUGCCAUACCUUCCAUCAUGAAUGUGCUUCUGGUCUGCCUUAUAUUUUGGCUGAUAUUUAGCAUAAUGGGAGUGAACCUGUUUGCCGGCAAAUUUUAUUACUGUGUUAAUACUACAUCCGGUGUCAUGUUCCCUACAACAGAAGUUGACAACAGCACUGAAUGCGCUCAACUCAGUAACACCACUAAAAAUGCUCGCUGGAGGAAUGUUAAAGUGAACUUUGAUAAUGUUGGAGCAGGAUAUCUUGCUCUACUUCAAGUGGCUACAUUUAAGGGAUGGAUGCCUAUCAUGUAUGCAGCUGUUGAUUCAAGAGGCCUAGAUCAACAACCCAACUAUGAAGACAAUCUUUACAUGUAUAUAUACUUUGUAAUAUUUAUUAUAUUUGGGGUCCUUUUUCACCUUGAACCUCUUUCAUUGGUGUUAUCAUAGAUAACUUCAAUCAGCAGAAAAAAAAGUUAGGAGGACAAGAUAUCUUCAUGACAGAAGAACAGAAGAAGUAUUACAAUGCAAUGAAGAAACUUGGGUCCAAAAAGCCUCAAAAGUCAAUCCCACGACCUAAGAAUUUUUUCCAAGGAAUGGUAUUUGACUUAGUUACAAAAACAAAGCUUUGACAUUUUCAUUAUGUGUCUCAUUUUCCUUAAUAUGGUCACAAUGAUGAUUGAAACUGACGACCAAAGCAAAGACAUGGAGACCAGAUUGUACUGGAUCAAUGUGGUGUUUAUUAUACUUUUCACUGCCGAAUUCCUUCUAAAGUUCAUAUCCCUACGACAAUACUACUUCACCAUUGGAUGGAAUAUAUUUGAUUUAGUUGUUGUUGUGCUUUCUAUUGUAGGUAUGUUUCUGGCAAACAUCAUAGAAAACUAUUUUGUAUCUCCAACCUUAUUUAGAGUUAUAAGACUUGCCAGGAUUGGGAGAAUCCUACGACUUAUAAAAGGAGCCAAGGGAAUUCGCACACUGCUAUUUGCUUUGAUGAUGUCACUUCCUGCCUUAUUUAAUAUUGGUCUUCUGCUCUUCUUAGUGAUGUUCAUUUACGCUAUAUUUGGAAUGUCCAACUUUGCCUAUGUCAAGAAAGAAGGUGGAAUCGAUGACAUGCUUAAUUUUGAAACUUUUGGUAACAGUAUG